AAUGCACAGAGACAUGUCAGAACUUUAGGACUUCAUCCCUUUCUUUAUUUUAUUUUGUUUAUUUUAUGCUUUGCUGGCAGUAACUUUAUUAUGGAGUUGGGAAAGGUUCGUUUGAAUCUGAGGACAAUCCUGCUGACAGUGAUGAUGUUUAAAUGGGGAACCUUCUGCAGAGCCACAUCAGACAAGUGUUUGUCUGCACCCUGCCAAAACGGAGCCACUUGUGUGGACACAGACAAUGACUACGCCUGCAUCUGCACCAGAGAUGGUGUGCAGUACAUGGGAAAGCAUUGUGAUGAAUUGUAUGAUGCCUGCUCCUUUGCUUUAUGUAAAGACUGCACCAGCGUUCCUGGUACAACAGAAUACCAUUGCAUUUGCCCGGAUGGACUUAUGGGUGACAACUGCACGGAAGAAAUUGAUGAAUGUCAGAGCAACCCUUGCUUUGAGCCUCGUUCUUUGUGCGUAGACCAAAUGAAUGGAUACUUCUGCAGGUGUCCUGCAGGGUAUGGAGGUCAGGACUGCAGGACACAUGUGACUGACUGUAUUGACGAACCCUGCAAGAACAACGGCAGCUGUGCCUUACGACCAGAUAGUUUUGAAUGCCUCUGUGCGCAGGGUUUCUCGGGCAAGACCUGUGAAGAAGAUGUGGAUGAAUGCUUAUCAGAACCUUGUCAAAAUGGUGCUAUUUGUGUAGAUGGAGUGGCAGAGUUCUAUUGUUUCUGUGUGCCUGGUUUUCAGGGUUUCAACUGUGAAAUCGACAUCAAUGAGUGUGCUUCACAGCCGUGUGAGAACAAUGCAACCUGCAUCAAUGAGAAGGACCACUAUGAGUGUGAGUGCCUGGAAGGCUUUACAGGAGUCAACUGUCAAGCUGAAUUAAAUGAGUGUGAGUCCAGCCCCUGCCAGAACGGAGCCACCUGCCAUGAUUUGAUCGGCAUGUAUUCUUGUGAGUGUCCGCCUGGAUUUGACAGCAUCAACUGUGAGGUGGACGUGGAUGAGUGUGCCAGUGAGCCCUGUCAGAAUGAAGCAAUCUGUCGCGAUAUGGUGAACAGCUACACAUGUGAUUGCAGUAACACAGGAUUUGAGGGGGACAACUGUGAAGUGGAUAUUUCUGAAUGUGCCUCUGAUCCAUGCCAGCAUGGUGCCACAUGUUUAGAGGGCGUCAAAGGAUAUACAUGCUUAUGUUGGCCAGGUUAUGAAGGACCCAGCUGUGAAACUGAUAUAGAUGAGUGUGCUGAAAAGCCAUGUGAGAAUGGGGGGGAGUGUUUUGAGCGCUCAGAUCCCUCUUCCUGGGAGUUGGAGCUUAGCUUUGGAGAUGCAGCUGGAUAUAUCUGCCAGUGCCAGCCAGGUUUUGCAGGGGAGAACUGCUCUGUAAACAUUGAUGAAUGUGAAUCUGAGCCCUGUCAUAAUGGAGGCGCCUGUAUGGAUAAGAUCAACGGUUACGUCUGUGCAUGCCCUGUUGGCUUCUUGGGUAAACUGUGUGAAUUGGACGUUAAUGAGUGUGAAAGUGAGCCUUGUCAGAAUGGUGGGUGGUGUGAAGAUGGCAGCGCAUCCUACACAUGUCACUGUCCUGAACCUCAGCCAGGUGAACUGCCUUGGGGAGGUGAAAACUGCGAUGUUAAACUGUAUGGAUGUGUUGGCCACAAAUGCCAAAAUGAGGCCACCUGCCUUCCAAAAAUCGAAGAUGGAAAGCACGGACACGAAUGCUUGUGUCCUCACGGGUUCUAUGAUGACCAUUGCUCCACAAGAACAACGUUUUCGUUGCGAACCCAUGGAUUCAUCCACUUUCAGGUUGCUCUGAAAGAACGAACCCGCAGGGAGGUUGAGCACCAGGAUCACCAAGGUUUUGGGGUACAGCUUCGCUUUCGGACAACAUUGCCCAAAAUGCUGCUUUUCUUCAGGGGGGAUAUGGAUAACUAUCUCCUUCUGGAGGUUGUUAAUAAUGGUCUUCAUGCAAAAGCCUUUUCUGAAGAAUCGGAAAUGGAUGUAACGUUUCCAGAGCCGGUUGGUGAUGGAGACUGGAGAGAUGUUCAUGUGCUUUUGGAUACCAAUAGUCUUGUUUUGAUUCUGAGAGGCCCAAACUGCCAAGGGCAUAGGUGCACGGUUACAGAUGGUAGUGCAGAAGAACCUCCAUUCCAACCCUCUGAAGCCUUUGCUAAUGUUUAUAUAGGCGGAGCACCAAAUGAGCUUUUGCAGCUCUCAAUGAGUGGAGAAGGAUUCACUGGAUGUAUUGAAGACCUUUUAGUUGACUCAAAAUAUAUCCUACCCCAAACAUUUCCAGGGGAUCAAAGCUAUGAGUUGGGGUGUAGUAAGACUGAGUGGUGUAAGCCUGACCCUUGCAAUGGACACGGACACUGUGUGGACCUCUGGACCAGCUACCAAUGUGACUGCUAUCGUCCCUUUUAUGGUGAAAGUUGCGCUGAAG
This is a messenger RNA of Austrofundulus limnaeus, 2419 nucleotides long. RefSeq names its product protein crumbs homolog 2. Gene Ontology annotation, molecular function: calcium ion binding. The record is from RefSeq and is a predicted model, not a curated record. Lineage: Eukaryota; Metazoa; Chordata; Actinopteri; Cyprinodontiformes; Rivulidae.